Molecule: messenger RNA, 2022 nt
Organism: Lepus europaeus (European hare)
Lineage: Eukaryota; Metazoa; Chordata; Mammalia; Lagomorpha; Leporidae
Gene: KIF2B
Product: kinesin family member 2B
Exons: 1
Coding region: 1-2022 (673 amino acids)
Biological process (GO): microtubule-based movement
Molecular function (GO): microtubule binding; microtubule motor activity; ATP binding
Source: RefSeq, a predicted model, not a curated record
AUGGCCAGCCAGUUCUGUCUCCCUGUCGCCCCACACCCUUCGUCCCUGAAACUCUUGAGGUCGCACUUUGAGGAGCUCCGAGUGGGCCUCCGCGUAGCAAUCCAGCGCAGCGACAAGCGGAUCCACCUCGCUGUGGUCACAGAGAUCAACCAGGAGAACUCCUGGGUCACGGUAGAGUGGGUGGAGAAAGGAGUCAAGAAAGGCAAAAAGAUUGAGCUCGAGACCAUAUUCUUGCUGAAUCCAGCUCUGGCUUCUGCGAAGCACCCCAAGCAGACCAGGCCCUUGCGCCCCGCGUCUCUCGUGCCAUCUUCGGCCAUCGGAGACCAGCGUACAGCCACGCGGUGGAUGGCAAGGGUCUCCCCGAAAAGCGAAACCCCCUCAGGGGACAGCCCGGCGGUGGGGGUGCCCAGCCACCCUUGCCUGGUGAAGCAGAAAAAAUCUCCCUGUGUACGGGAAAUCGAGAAACUGCAGAAGCAGAGGGAGCAGCGCCGGCGGCUGCAGCUGGAAAUCCGAUCCAGGCGCGCCCUGGACGUCAACGCGGGAAAUCGCAACCAUGAGAUCAUGUGCAUGAUCGAAGAGUGCCGCAGGCACCUGGACAGAAGCCUGAUGUGCAGCCGGGAGCCCCCGGAAGACCACCGGAUCUGUGUGUGCGUGCGGAAGCGGCCUCUCAACCAGCAAGAGACCACCAUGAAGGACCUGGAUAUCAUCACUAUCCCCUCCGACAAGGUGGUCAUGGUGCACGAGUCCAAGCAAAAGGUGGACCUCACGCGCUACCUGGAGAACCAGAUCUUCUGCUUCGACCAUGCCUUUGACCACACCGCCUCCAACGAACUAGUGUACCAGUUCACCGCACAGCCGCUGGUGGAGUCCAUCUUCCGGAAGGGCAUGGCCACCUGCUUUGCCUAUGGGCAGACAGGCAGUGGGAAAACGCACACCAUGGGGGGAGCCUUCUCCGGAAGAGCCCAGGACUGCUCCAAAGGUAUUUACGCCCUGGUGGCGCAGGAUGUCUUUCUCCUGCUCAAAAACUCCACCUACGAGAAGCUAGACCUCAAAGUCUACGGGACCUUCUUUGAGAUUUACGGGGGCAAGGUGUACGAUUUGCUGAACUGGAAGAAGAAACUGCAAGUCCUGGAGGACGGCCAGCAGCAAAUCCAGGUGGUGGGCCUGCAGGAGCGGGAGGUGCGCUGUGUGGAGGAAGUGCUGAACCUCGUGGGCCUGGGGAACAGCUGUCGGACGUCCGGGCAGACCUCGGUCAACGCCCAGUCCUCCAGGAGCCACGCGGUGUUCCAGAUCAUCCUCAAGUCCAGAGGGAAACUGCACGGCAAAUUUUCCCUUGUCGACUUAGCUGGGAACGAACGGGGAGCGGACACGGCCAAGGCCAACCGGAAGAGGCAGCUGGAAGGGGCGGAGAUUAAUAAGAGUCUGCUGGCUCUCAAAGAAUGCAUCCGAGCUCUGGGUCAGAACAAGCCGCACACCCCGUUCCGAGCCAGCAAGCUCACGCAGGUCCUUCGCGACUCCUUCAUAGGCCAGAACUCCUCCACUUGCAUGAUCGCCACUAUCUCUCCGGGGAUGACCUCUUGUGAAAACACCCUCAACACGCUGAGAUACGCAAACAGAGUCAAAGAACUCACUCUGGACGUAAGGUCCUACCAUCGCUGCCUCUAUCCUAUGGGACCUGAGACUCCGCAGAUGCUAGGAAAACAUCUCAGGAAUUCAGAAAUGUCCCUUCAGAGAAAUGAGUUCAUGAAAAACCCUCGUAUACAGAGAGAGGAGGAGGAACAGAACAAAGAAGCUGACACCUUAUCCACGCCAUUAAGGAAGGAUGCGACCCCUCCCCAGAAGGAAUCUCCCGAGUGGUGGCAGAACAUCCAGGAGGCCGCUGAUGGAGUAAACUAUGACGUUGACUUUUGCAUUGCCCAGUCCUUGUCCAUUUUGGAGCAGAAAAUUGGUGUUCUGACUGAGAUUCAAAAGAAACUGAAAUUUUUACGUGAUGACUUACAGAAGAAGAGCAAAGUAGAGUGA